Messenger RNA from Brugia malayi, 1548 nucleotides. It is a transcript of the gene Bma-tbx-2, whose product is annotated as T-box protein 2, putative. NCBI's taxonomy places the organism in Eukaryota, Metazoa, Nematoda, Chromadorea, Rhabditida, Onchocercidae. The record is from RefSeq and is a predicted model, not a curated record. The coding region runs from base 1 to 1548 and encodes 515 amino acids. Gene Ontology annotation, cellular component: nucleus. Gene Ontology annotation, biological process: cell fate specification; regulation of transcription by RNA polymerase II; positive regulation of DNA-templated transcription. The transcript is spliced from 4 exons. Gene Ontology annotation, molecular function: DNA-binding transcription factor activity, RNA polymerase II-specific; RNA polymerase II cis-regulatory region sequence-specific DNA binding.
AUGGCAUUUAAUCCAUUUUUGGCAAGGCCAGAAUUAGCUUUGCUACCACCUUAUCUGCAACCGCCACCAUUUCCAUCAUUACCUGGUCCAACGGGUUUUUUUCCUCGGUUACCAACUGAAAUAACCGAAUUUACUCCAUCAUUACCAUCAACAGGUACACGAAUUAUGGAUGAUGAUGGUAUAAUUGAUGAUCCAAAAGUGGAAUUGGAUGAUAAAAAUCUCUGGGAUCAAUUUUGUAAUUGUGGUACCGAAAUGGUUAUCACCAAAAGUGGAAGGCGGAUUUUUCCGGCUUUCAAAGUAAAACUUUCCGGUUUGGACAAACGUUCCAAAUAUAUUUUGUUAAUGGACAUUGUACCGGCUGAUGAAUGUCGCUACAAAUUUCACAAUUCUCGAUGGAUGGUAGCAGGUAAAGCAGAUCCAGAAAUGCCAAAACGUAUGUACAUACAUCCGGAUAGUCCGGCAACCGGUGAACAUUGGAUGACAAAGGGAGCAAAUUUUCAUAAAUUGAAAUUAACAAAUAAUAUCUCCGAUAAGCACGGCUUUACUAUUUUAAAUUCAAUGCAUAAAUAUCAACCGCGGUUACACGUUGUCCGGUGCGCAGAGCUUAUUAAUUUACCAUAUUCAACUUUUCGUACAUUUGUUUUCAAGGAGACCGAAUUCAUCGCAGUUACUGCUUAUCAAAAUGAAAAGGUAACGCAACUUAAAAUCGAUAAUAAUCCGUUUGCCAAAGGAUUCCGUGAUGCUGGUGCCGGAAAACGUGAGAAGAAACGGUUACUGAAUAGAACGGAAUGUAAUGCAGUCAUUACUGGUAUCUCGUCGAAAUCGGUGAUUUCCCUGAAUGAUGAUCCUGCAACAUCGGAAUCACCAGCUGCACGAGCUGGUAGCUCAAUGGAUUCAGAUCGUUCUGAUGACGAUGACUCAUCGCCACUUCCAAAACGAACUCGAAGUAGUCAAAGUACUACCGAUGAUUCAUUACAAAAUAAGAAUAAUCACCUAUCCCAGAAUCAUAACCUUCAACAACAUCUUCAAUUUCUACAAAAUCAUCGACUACUAACCAAAGAUGCUGCCAAUUUUCAAUUGUUUCAUCCGGGUUGUAUCGGAGGUGGUGGUGGUGGUGGCGGAGGAAGCGGAGGCGGCGGUCCGCCACCACCACCACCACCACCACCAUCUCAUUUUGCACCAUUCUUUCAACAUUACGGGUUUCAUCCCGCUACAGAAUUUUUCUUUCCUUCUGCUCCUUUUCCUCGUGAUUUUUUAAUGCAUCAAGCGGCAGCUGCUGCCGCUGCUGCGGCGCAAUUUUCUCCCUACCUACUUCGACCAUCUCUAACCGCUCCACCACCACUUCCUACUACACCUCAGACAAUUAAUCCAUCAACAGUUGUUACUCCUGCUUCCGUUACUGUAUCGCAAUCGCUACCACCGAUGAUUGCAACUACCGUUAUUCCGUCAAGCACUAAUGGUAUACCAUCAUGUCCAGUUUCUACAACAAGAAAAUCGGUAGUAGCUCCUAAAAAAGGAGGAUUCGAUGUAUCUGAUCUCCUUGCUUAA